AUUGUUCGUCUGUGUUGUGUUGACUCUUGUGGACGUGCUUGUGUUUCCGAGGGCGUAACGUCGCUGGCUAUCAAAAUAUUUUGGCGAUAAAAUUGGGCGAUUCAAGAAUCUUAAUUAAAAGAAGAAAUUUUUAGAAUAAAAACAUGGCUUUAGGGGGCGGUAUGUCGUGUGUGAAGUACCUCCUUUUUUGCUUCAAUCUUUUGUUCGCGGUGACAGGCCUGAUCAUUCUAAUUGUGGGAGCAAAGGCACAGAUUAGUCUUUCACCAUAUGUGGAGCUGACAGGUGAAAACUUCUACAUCUCUGGACCGAUUGUGCUCAUAAUUGUGGGCAUCAUUGUGUUUAUCGUCGCCUUCUUCGGAUGCUGUGGAGCCUUCAAAGAGAACCAUUGCAUGAUUGUUACGUUUGCGGUGUUCCUGCUAAUCAUCUUCGUGGCUGAGCUGGCAGUCGGCAUCGCGGGUUACAUGAAACACACGGACCUGGAGAAUUCGAUCAUGCGCAAUUUGAACGCCACCAUCAAGGAGUACCCGACCAACGACGACGUCAAGAAGACCUUCGACAUCAUCCAAACUGAUUUGCAAUGCUGCGGUAUCUACGGUCCUGGUGACUGGAAGAACAACAGCUUGCCCAUUCCCGAGUCGUGCUGCGCCGCGCAAGAGAUUAAAGGAGGGGCUGUGGUAGCCUGCGACGACCAGAACAUCCACAAAAAGGGCUGCCUCGGGGAAGUGGUCGACUACCUGAGAAGCAUCGCCACUGUUCUGGGAGGAGUCGGGCUGGGCAUUGCUCUCAUACAGUUGCUGGGAGUGAUAUUCUCGUGCUGUCUCGCUCGCUCUAUCCGCAACCAGUACGAGACAGUCUAAUCGAACGCAGCUGAUUCACUACAACCACUAUUAUCGGUGUCUAUUAUAUUAGAAACAGUAAAUAACGUCUAUUAAAAACUUCUAUAUGUAUGUAUAUGUUGUGAUUUAAUUAAGUUUACAGUGUCAUUGUGUACCUACGCAGAUUAAUUUAUUUUUAUUAUUAUAUCCAACAUUUUUUAAAUGUAUUUUUUAUAGUUCUCUAUUUAUACACAGCAGAAUGGAUUUAUUGCAAUUGUUUUUGAUAAUUAUGUUUCAUACACUGUUUUGUAGCAUCGACGUUUUAAGAUAUUAUUAUACAUAGAGUGUACCCUAUCCUUUAGUAAACAUUGCUGAUAUACACCCCGGCCAACUUCUUGAGAAUCGACCAUAGACAAUGUAGCCUGCGCGCAGUAGCAAUUUUACAUACAAAAUCGUUUACUGCGCAAGUUUAUUUGUCCAUGGUUUUGAUCAAGAAGUUUGCCGAUACUUAUAUAGGUACGUGUGCAGCACUGUGUUUAGAAUCUUCACUUUGUGGCUCAGGGUAGAAGACUGAUUUUUCCUUAGAAGUUUUUCAAUGAAACGCCAAAUCAAUUCAUCUCCAAUUAUCUUGGAAUUAAUUAAAGUAUUGUCAUUAUUCAUCUCAAUUUUCUACUUGAAUCUUAUUACAAAUGUUUAUCUAUAUAAGUUAAAUGUAAGUCCGAGUAGAUGUAGCUGUGCACAUUGGACAAAAUUCAAAAUUCGCUUUAUUGGGCAGCCUGACAGACAUUUGAUAAAAUUUACGCGUUUUAUUACACCAUGAUAUAUGACAGCUGUAUCAUGAUCUCGAUGCAUAACAUAAAGCGAACAUUGAAUGAGUGUGUUUUAAAUACCCAAAUGUUUCUAGAUAUUUGUACGGUAAAGUCGUAUACUCGCUAGACGACAAAUAUAACACGAAGUUAGCUUACUACCUUUUCUGGUGAUCGAUAUCACUAGGUAUUGCAUGUUACCUCAUACUAGGUAUCUCUGGAAACUAGUCACUGGAUAUUGUCUUCUGGUUAGUGCACGGGUUUGGUAUUAAGUAUAUUUAUAUUAAAGAGAUAAGUGAUUGUAACUUUUAGUUCGAAAUAAAAUAUUGCCUCGAAC
Chilo suppressalis (striped riceborer) is the source of this 1958-nucleotide messenger RNA. The record is from the annotation of a GenBank genome assembly. NCBI's taxonomy places the organism in Eukaryota, Metazoa, Arthropoda, Insecta, Lepidoptera, Crambidae.